Alnus glutinosa is the source of this 1306-nucleotide messenger RNA. Its product is annotated as probable beta-1,3-galactosyltransferase 8. Bases 50 to 1306 code for a protein of 418 amino acids. Gene Ontology annotation, cellular component: Golgi membrane. The transcript has 8 exons. Lineage: Eukaryota; Viridiplantae; Streptophyta; Magnoliopsida; Fagales; Betulaceae. The record is from RefSeq and is a predicted model, not a curated record. Gene Ontology annotation, molecular function: hexosyltransferase activity.
UAAAGGUUGCUGCCAUCAGAAAGCUAGGAAGGUGGUUGCGGGAUUGUGCAUGGUGUUUGAUACUCUCACUGUGUGGCCGUGGCAGCUUGACAAGGAGACGUCGAGGAAAAUGAGGGGGAAAACAGUGUCAGGAAAAGCCAUUCUUUUACUCUGUCUUGCCAGCUUUCUUGCAGGAUCCCUCUUUACCAGCCGUCAGACAUGGAAGAAUCACCCUUCUCAAACCAAACAGCCUCAGAAUAUUCCCAUCAUGCCAAACCAUGUCAACUGGCCGCUCGACGACGCAGUGACGCGAGAUUGUGAUCACAAGCGGAAACUGGUUGAAGGAAAAUCUGGAGACAUCAUGGAAGAAGUCGCAAAAACCCAUCAAGCUAUCCAGUCGCUGGAUAAAACAAUUUCAACAUUGGAAAUGGAAUUAGCAGUAGCUCGUACGAGCCAGAGCGGUGGAGUACAACUUCCAUUAAUAGAAAGAGCUUCUAAUCACAGCUUACAGAAGGCCUUUGUUGUCAUCGGAAUUAACACCGCAUUUAGCAGCCGGAAACGGCGAGACUCGGUCCGAGAAACAUGGAUGCCAAGAGGAGCAAAACUGAAGACACUGGAGAAAGAGAAAGGGAUUGUUAUACGGUUUGUGAUCGGACACAGCGCCACGCCGGGAGGGGUUCUUGAUAGAGCAAUCGACGCAGAAGAGGCGGAGCACAAGGAUUUCCUUCGGCUCAAACACGUGGAGGGUUAUCAUGAGCUCUCUACCAAGACCCGGCUGUAUUUUUCCACCGCUGUCACCAUCUGGGAUGCCGAUUUCUACGUGAAGGUGGACGACGACGUCCAUGUAAAUUUGGGGGUGAUGGCGAGUACACUUGCACGGCACCGAUCCAAGCCCAGAGUUUAUAUUGGGUGUAUGAAGUCUGGCCCAGUUCUAUCUCACAAGGGGUUGAAAUAUCACGAGCCAGAGUAUUGGAAAUUUGGUGAUGAAGGGAACAAGUACUUCAGGCAUGCCACUGGCCAAAUCUAUGCCAUCUCCAAAGACCUUGCUGCCUACAUCUCAAUCAACCUGCCCAUAUUACAUAGAUAUGCGAACGAGGAUGUUUCAUUGGGCUCCUGGUUGAUCGGAUUGGAAGUUGAACACGUCGACGACCGUUCUAUGUGCUGUGGGACCCCUCCAGAUUGCGUAUGGAAGGCACAGGCAGGGAAUUUAUGUGUGGCAUCAUUCGAUUGGGCAUGCAGUGGAAUAUGCAAAUCCGUGGCCAGGAUGAAAGACGUGCAUAAGUCAUGCGGAGAAGGAGAUGGAGCUAUUUGGAACGUUAAUCUUUGA